Molecule: messenger RNA, 294 nt
Organism: Symbiodinium necroappetens
Lineage: Eukaryota; Dinophyceae; Suessiales; Symbiodiniaceae
Source: the annotation of a GenBank genome assembly
AUGUAUGUGGACCUCGUGCAAAAUGACCAUUUCAGUGUCUCAUUGGCCAGAGAAGCAUUUGAAGAUUCACAUAUCGCCCAACUCUGCGAGAGCUUCGGUGCCCAUGCCGAGGCAUUGUCUGGUCAGCUUCCCUCUGCGAAGCUGCCUGCCUCCUUGGACAUGGCAGAGGAGUCGAUCAGGGAGGAACGCGACAAGGUGAUUAAGGAGUUCCAUCUGGAUGAAACCUUUUUGCGGCGGUUGCGUCAUUGCCUUCAGAAGAAGCGCGAGGACUUGGAGUCCACGAACUCCGAGCUG